AUGAACUCUCCUGAGGAGGCGUCUGUUCCAGAAGAUGGUAUUUAUGUGGACGGUGGAGACCAAACCGAGAGCUUGAGCCUUGUGCCAAGGCCUGCUGAGAGCAGCGAAGGUGAAGGCAACCUCGCUGGCCCCAAAGGCAGCGAGCUCCCAUUGGUGUCCCAACUGGAAGUGCUGGAGCCCACAUCGGUGGUGCUUUGGGCCGAAGGGUGCUGGCGGGAAUCCCCGGUGCUGGUGCCGGAGGAAGAGAGUCUAGAGCCUCCAGUCGAUGAGAAAGUGGUUGAUUUGAACGUCCUAUCCCAACCCAAGGCAGAGACUGUGGCCAGUGGGCAGCAGGUGACCCACCUAGAGGUACCAGAAGUCAAAGAAAACCUAUCCCCCGAGGGCUUUUGUGCUGAGAAUGAGACAGGCUCCAGCAGGAGAGGUCUGCAGGCCUCAGGUUCAGAGGAGGCAAAGCCUCUCUUCCCCAAAGGACUGGAGCAAAGCAGGGUUUGGGUGACCCCGAGGAAGAGUACCACUAGCAGGAUGGUGAUCAGUGAGGAUACCCACCACCCCAUUUCAGAACCUGUGUUGUCAGACGAAUUAAAUGAGGUACAGAUGAUGAGGGUGACCAUUUGCCUCAAAGAUGGGAGCCAGGCCAAGACCGGUGGCCCAGCAGAGACUGGAGAUCUAGCCAGACACUCAAAUGUCCAAGCCAGGGAGAGUUUCAUCCGGAUGCCUUCCUCCCUGCUGACCCCUACUCCCCGGGGACUCACUUCUGGCAUGGAAAGGCAGGCCUCGAAAGAACUGGAAACCUUUUCCUCUAAGAAAAAGCAAGGAGUCUUAUGGGGUAAGGGAGGAGGAGCCAAGCCCAGCUACCCAGAGGCUCCUGGGGCAGGUGUCCUGCCCAAGGCCAGUCCUAGAAAGAAGAUGACCCAGAAGAAGAAACCCCUGUGGGAUGCCUCAGCCGUUUCCCUGGGGAGAGCCUUCCAUCAGUGGGGUCAGAGACUAAAGUCAGCUCCUGCAGAACCAGCCACCUUCCCCCCAAUCUCUGGUGUUGGACUGCCUGGGAGGUCCAAUAAAUGCUCACUGCUGCCUUUGAGACCCAAACAGUGCAAGAACUUCUACGCUGGGAAGAGACCUGGGGCAAAGCGGACAAGGGACUUACAUUCAGUAAUCAAAGGAGACACUGACUCGAUCAAAGAUUCCUGCCCACAGGCUCCAUUUCCAACACACAGGGCAGAGGCGUCUACCCAGAGCGCGCACCAAGAAUUCAGCGGUGGGGAUAUAAAUGCCAGAAGCCUCCAGGACCCAGCAAACUCUCAGCCCUUAGCCCCGAGUCAGAAAGGCAUCCUGUCUAGAAAAUCGGCAUCCUCCGGUGACCAGGAACCACCUGUGGCUCCCUUACCCCCAGAUCCAGAGAUGCAGCAGCUACCCGGGACACAGGGCUGUCCCCGUUGUCCAGAGUUACAGAAGGAAAUAGAGAACCUCAGGAAACAGCUAUGGGCCCUGCAGGCUGUCAAUGAGAAGUUCCAGGCACUGUCAAGUUAAACCCAAGGUGUGUCCACAGGACAAGUCGCCGGUGUCCGUGGAGCCCGGUGCCGCUGUUCAGCUACUUCCUUCGGUUUCCUCCUCCAGAUUCUUCCCCCUUUGCCGCUGCUUAGUCUCCCAGCCCUUCUCCGGUUGACAGUAGUUCACAUACGUACCUCUUAGGAAGGAAAAUAAGAGUUUGUGAUAUAAAGUAAAUAAAGAUGACUUU
This is a messenger RNA of Myodes glareolus (Bank vole), 1735 nucleotides long. RefSeq lists its product as uncharacterized. The record is from RefSeq and is a predicted model, not a curated record. NCBI's taxonomy places the organism in Eukaryota, Metazoa, Chordata, Mammalia, Rodentia, Cricetidae.